Messenger RNA from Camelina sativa (false flax), 1384 nucleotides. NCBI's taxonomy places the organism in Eukaryota, Viridiplantae, Streptophyta, Magnoliopsida, Brassicales, Brassicaceae. The record is from RefSeq and is a predicted model, not a curated record.
AAAAGCAUUUCUAUAUUUGUCGUCAAUAACAAUGGCCACUUUUGUUUACAUAUAAUAUUUAUAUUAUAUAUUUCUUGACGAAAUUCUCUGUUUAUAGGACAAAAUAAAGAAGAAGAGAACAGAAGACCAACAAAAAAAAAGAAAGAUGAAUUAUAAUAUCACAACCAAAAACGUUUUAGAUGUGUCAGCGUUCUUGCUCUUAGAAGCAUCCGCAGAUUCCGAAGCUGGCCACGGCGGCGUUGACGAUGAUAAAUGCGUUAAGGAUAUUGAUGAUGAUGAUGAGUCUUGUAGUGCCAGCUGUUCGUGCGAGAUGUCUUGUAUAACGUGGACGAGUCACACGCCAGAUCGUCAGUUAGAAUUUGCCGUAGAAGAUACGGUGAAGGAAGAGACAGACGCUGCAGAGGAAGAAGAAGAAGAAGAAGAAGAAGAAGAAGACGGAGAAGGAGAGGUGAAUAGCUACAUAAGAUCAUGUGGAAGAAGCCAACGCGAAAAUCUGGCCGUGGCGAUCAGUGAGAUGGAUCAAAAUCGAAUGUUCUGGGAAGCUUGUCUCGCAUCUUAAUCUGUCAUUUUUUUUUUUUUUUCUCAGCAUGCAACAACAACAGAGAAAGCAAAAUAUCUAGAUUAAUUAGCGUGUUCUUGUCUGGUUUUCUUUUUAAUUAAUGCACAUCUAUAUAUGAAUUGUUGUUACACUGUGAAUACACUGUACCCAGAUGGUACAUCAAAACUCAGAUGGUACACCAGACGCGUAUGAUACACCAGAUCCAAAUAGUACAUUAGAUCCAGAUGGUACACCAUACGCAUAUGGUACACUAGACCUAAAUGGUAUACUACCUAAACGGUACACCAUACGCAUAUGGUACACUACCUAGAUGAUACAACAAAUCCAUAUGGGCCAAAUAUACACAAAUCGUAAUUUUAGUGGGCUGCCAUUAAUUAAUUCAGGUUCAACUAGAAAAAAAUUGUGGACCCACCCAUUAAACCCAUUAGUCCAGUCUUUAAGUUUCCUUUUUCUCAAAACCAAAAAUAAAGUUUGAGUUUUUCGUUGGUUCUAUCAAGCAUCAGCAGAAGAAGAUUCCGUCUUUUACUCUGCCCAGAAAGACUCAAUUUUUAGAAGCCAAAACAGAUGUGAGCUCAGCCAAAAGCAUCAAAGUUACCACAAAAACUUAAAAGAACAAAACUUUACCAACUAAUCAGUGUUUUCCAUCUAAAUCACACUCCAAAUUAUCUUCAUUAACAAACCAAAGGAAGAAACUUUAACUCAAUUUCAUCAAAGAUCAAGCACAACAGAGACAAGAAACCCAAAAACCAGAAGUUCAAUUUCAAAAUCAAAUGCACUGGCAAAAAGUAAGGAACUGAAGUCAAACCAAAUUAAAAAAAAAAAAAA